GGCCGUGGUUCGCCCCGCCGCUGCCCUGGUGUGCGGGAAGGGGCAGGCCCGGUUCCCCGGGGCUGGGGCCGGUGCGGGGCUGCCGGGCUCUCCGCUGCCCCGGGGGCGCUGUGCGGGGCCGGCGCUCAGGAGCCGGGCGCGUCCCGCCCCUUCCUCCGCGCCGCGCCGAGAGCCGGGAGCCGCCGCCGCGCUCCGCCAUGCCGAAACACGAGUUCUUUGUGGACAUGACCUGUGAAGGCUGCUCCAAUGCCGUCACCCGCGUCCUGCACAAGCUGGGAGGUGUUCAGUUUGAUAUUGACCUGCCCAACAAGAAAGUGUGCAUUGACUCGGAGCACAACGUUGACACCUUAUUGGAAACCCUAAAGAAGACUGGAAAGAACGCUUCCUACCUUGGGGAGAAGUCUGUGCAGUAGCCUUGCCUGGUGUGAGGCAGCUAGGAACUCAAACAUGACUUCAGCAAAAAGAUGGCUUAACUUUUACAUAUCUCCCAGCUUGCUCUGUCAUUUGACCUUUACUACCCUGCCAGCUGUUGGAAAGCAGGGGGCUGGCAGGAAGAGACCACUGUAUCUUGGGCUUUAAAAGCAGAGAGAUGUAGAGAAGGAGGUUAUAUACUGUUUCUAGUCCCACAGUAAAUCAAGGUGCUGCUUCUAUCUUUCAGUGCA
This is a messenger RNA of Columba livia (rock pigeon), 662 nucleotides long. It is a transcript of the gene ATOX1, whose product is annotated as antioxidant 1 copper chaperone. The transcript has 4 exons. Lineage: Eukaryota; Metazoa; Chordata; Aves; Columbiformes; Columbidae. Gene Ontology annotation, cellular component: cytosol. Gene Ontology annotation, molecular function: metal ion binding; copper chaperone activity. The record is from RefSeq and is a predicted model, not a curated record. Gene Ontology annotation, biological process: copper ion transport. The coding region runs from base 198 to 413 and encodes 71 amino acids.